Molecule: messenger RNA, 709 nt
Organism: Eupeodes corollae
Lineage: Eukaryota; Metazoa; Arthropoda; Insecta; Diptera; Syrphidae
Exons: 2
Coding region: 200-637 (145 amino acids)
Source: RefSeq, a predicted model, not a curated record
GAACCAAGCAAGGUGGUUUUUCUUCUUUUACGACUGUGGAUUUUAUAGGCCCGCUGACAAUUUAAUUAUAAUUUUAUACAGUUUUAAUUUUCAUCCCUCCAGGAGUCAGCACACUUUUCAAAAGCACAGCCAGCGUCAUCGUCUUCAAGGACCCAACUUUAACAGAGAACCGAGAAAAAACUUUUUCAAACAGAAGAAAAUGCAUUUAACUUUCGUAGGGAUUUUGUUCGUUUGCCUCUCCUGCAGUGCAUCUGCAGUUCCAUGUGGGGGCUGGAAUUUCGACAAGACCCAUGACAUUAUUGUCACACAUCCUGUUCAAGAAGAAAUUAUUCUCUUGACAUUCGUGGAGGAUGGCCCAGGAGCUGGAGUUGGCGCCGCCAUUGCUGCUGCGGAUGAGAAUCCUGUGAAUCAAGUGCAAUCAGACAGUUUACCAACAACAGAUGACUCGGAUGACAAACAGAGUGGGGAAGUUGUGGAUUCAGCAGCAAAUAAAGGACUUCCUGCAAUUGCAAAAUAUGAUCCUUUGCCAUUAAAUAAAACACUUGAAGUUCUAAAGGAACAAACCGCCAAGACUGCAACAGAAACUCAUCUUGAAGAAGUAGGGUUAACCACAGAGCGUGGAAUUGAAACCGAGUGACUGGGUCUUAAAUAGUUCUGUGUGAAAACUUUUGAAUAAAAUCCUUCUUUUGAUUUUUGAACAAAUUUUCUG